UAGAGUAGUUUAUAUAAAAUCUUUUUAAUGUUAUUAUAAUAAUACACAUAAGCAAUCAUGGAUCAGAACAAUCGGAGCACGAAUAAUUAUAUCGGAAGUUUUCACGGGGAAGACUCUAGCUAUGAUAGAGCCCGUAUGCGUAGACAAUCUGGCGGCUUCGUAGACUUGGGAAACGAGUCACAAUAUGGUACAGGUGGACAUCAAGCUUCUGGUGCUAAUGAAAUAUUUGCAGAUGUUCAAGGCGACGCGCCUUGGUGGAAAUCUAAUUUCUUUAUAUCACAACCUGUACUUUUUGGCACCUGGGAUGGUGUGUUUACAUCAUGCCUGUUAAAUAUUUUUGGAGUGAUAGUGUUUCUGCGAUCCGGUUGGAUGGUCGGACAAGCAGGCAUAAUAAACGCUAUUCUUAUUGUUGUAUUCACAGUUUUUAUAGCAUUGAUCUCAGUACUGUCAGCAAUUGGUAUUUGUGAUAGAUGUAGGAUUGAGAGCGGAGGUGUUUAUUUUCUUUUGGCUCAUACCCUUGGAUCAAGACUUGGUGGAGCUCUUGGAUUAAUAUAUUGUUUUGGACAGGCAGUUGGUUGUGCUUUAAAUGUGUUUGGUUUUGGAGAGUCAAUGGCCAACUUGGUUGGUACAGAGAACACAUGGGCUGCCCGAGGCUUUGCGGUAGCCGCAGUGCUUCUCUUGGGAACAAUUAAUGUUGCAGGAGUGAAGUGGGUUAUUAAAUUACAAUUUGCCCUGUUACUAGUUAUUCUUUUGGCUGCAUUAGACUUCUUUGUUGGAUCUUUCACAGCAACUCCAGAUGCUGAGUUUAAAGGAUGGUUAAGUGGAACAAUGGCUAACAACACUUGGGCCGACUACAAAGAAAAUUACACAUGGUUUAAAUGUUUCGGAGUGUUUUUCCCCACAAUUACUGGAAUACUGGCUGGCAUUAAUAUGAGUGGAGACUUGAAAAACCCUUCAGUUAACAUACCAAAUGGUUCACUUGCUGCAAUUGGAACUGGGACAUUCCUUUAUUUAAUGUUUGUAAUAACAUUAGCAGCCACAGUAAGCAGGGAUGCACUGUUAACCAAUUUCUCCAUUACAAGAGACAUAUCUGCAGUGACUGUGCUACUUCUGGCUGGCUUGUAUGUUGCUUCAAUGAGCUCGUGCUUAGGAGCUAUGUAUGGUACACCAAGAGUGCUACAAAGUAUUGCCAAUGAAAAGGUUGUGCCUGGACUAGAUGCCUUGGGACAUGGUAGAGGUCCAAACAAAGUGCCUAUAUACUCAAUGGUUGUAGUAGCAGUAGUGACUGUCACAUUCAUAAUAAUAGGUGACAUUAACAAGCUCGCCCCAAUCGUCACCAUGCCCUUCCUCAUCACAUACGCUAGCAUUGAUUAUUCUUAUUUUGCUCUCGCCCAAACCUUUGAUUUGCAACAUAAACGAGAAAUGAGAUUUCAAGGACAAGGUCAAAGAGACCCGCAAGUGUACGGCGCGACAGGAAGUGAUCUUGAUCUGCUAUUCCCUGAGAGGAUAAGACAUAAAAAUGUUGGGAAUUUUACUCCUUCCCCGACGGAUCCAGCAAUUAUGAACGGAAGGUUGUCUAAUGGCGACGUUAAUCCACCGACAAUCAGUGUUCAUUCCAAGAACCAAAACUGGUACUCGCAUUUUUGCAACCGUUGGCUGUCACUGGUUGGGGUGGCUAUCAAGCUUCUACUGAUGGUGCUAGUGGACUGGAUGUACGCCGUGAGCUACUUGACGAUACUGUGGCUGCUGUGGAUGUACAUCGGCGCCGCCAACCCCGCCGUCAAGCCGGGCCGAGCAUCAGAGUUCAGAUUCUUCCGCUGGCUUAAGAUAGCGUUCCUUCAAGCUAUUGGCAAACGGCCACUGGAAUACGAGCAGCUCGUGGUGACCCCGGUACACGCGGACAUUCCCGUGGAGCAAGAAAGGUUGAACGACGACAAUGAGGACUUCGCAUCGCGCCGUCGCUACCACCAGUCCACCGCAAUGCAGACACAUGUCGUCAGUGUUGACACUUAAACACGCAAGAUAUUAGCUUUUUGCAUUAAUAGUCUACAAUUCAUAAAACAUUCAAAAUUGACUUAACCCAUUAAUCCCCAAGCGGCAG
Molecule: messenger RNA, 2101 nt
Organism: Aricia agestis (brown argus)
Lineage: Eukaryota; Metazoa; Arthropoda; Insecta; Lepidoptera; Lycaenidae
Product: solute carrier family 12 member 8
Exons: 11
Coding region: 58-2013 (651 amino acids)
Biological process (GO): chloride transmembrane transport; potassium ion homeostasis; cell volume homeostasis
Cellular component (GO): membrane
Molecular function (GO): potassium:chloride symporter activity
Source: RefSeq, a predicted model, not a curated record